AUGAUCUUGGCUUUCACUUGCUUAGUGCUGUCUACUGCAUUGCUUCCACCUGUCCUGGCACAGGCGACAUGUGCUACAUUGUGGGCACAAUGUGGCGGCAGUGGAUCCAGCGGCUCGUCUUGUUGUGAGAGCGGUUCAUCAUGCGUUCAAGUCAAUUCAUAUUAUUACCAAUGCACGCCAACAACCCAGGUUUCAACGGUCUCAUCUACCGGCACCACUUCUGUCUCUGGAACUGCUUCUCUGGUUUCUGGCUCGUUAUAUACGGCAACAGAGCCCCUGUCUACAUCCACUUCGACGCAGGUGCCUUAUCCUGCUGCAAAUGAAAGUAGUUGUGGAGAUUCGUGGGCAUUGGUCGACAAUGUCUGCUGUCCAUAUUACUGCACAUCCAACAACGAGUCGGAGACAUGUACUAGUCCUUGUUCUGGUGGCUGCGGUUCACCAGACUCUUCUAUGUGCAAAUCAGGAACAAUGUGGGGUGAGCAAACGACCGUUGGGUCCGACGAAGACUGGCACUACAGUCGCUCCACGCACUUUGGAUUGACCGACGCUGGAGCCUGUGGGUUUGGUCUCUAUGGUCUUUGUACAAAGGGCAGCAGUACAGCAAGCUGGACAGAUCCUAUGCUCGGUGAUACUUGCGAUGCUUUCUGCACGGCCUACCCCCUUCUAUGCCAGGACCCGAGCAAUGUAACUCUGAGAGGUAACUUUGCGGCCCCAAACGGGGAUUAUUACACGCAAUUCUGGCCUUCGUUAGCAACCGAAGGGAACCCAGACAACUAUCUUUCCUGCGGGGAGUGUUUCGAAUUAGUCCGAACCAAGGAUGACGGAACAGACUAUGUGGUGGGAGAAGAUGGAUACACCGACCCAAUCUAUCUCGAAAUCGUGGAUAGUUGUCCAUGCGAUGCAAACCCAAAGUGGUGCUGCGGAUCUGGCGCAGACCACUGCGGAGAGAUAGAUUUUACCUAUGGAUGUCCUAUUCCAGAGGACAGUCACCACAUGGACCUUUCGGACAUUGCCAUGGGCCGUUUACAGGGCAAUGGAAGUCUGAACGAAGGCGUUAUCCCUAUUCGCUAUAAGCGUGUUCCAUGCCCCAAGCCCGGAAAUGUAUACAUCUGGGUACGAGACGGUGCCGGCCCAUACUACUUCGCAUUGACAGCCGUAAACACAAAUGGUGUUGGCUCUGUGGUCAGUAUUGAAGUUCAAGGGUCCGGCCAAAGCGACUGGAUGGCGCUUGAGCACGAUCCAAACUACACCAGUAGUCGUCCACAGGAGAGAUACGGGGCGUGGGUCAUACCACAAGGGUCAGGCCCGUUUAAUGUACCUAUUGGUCUUCGUAUUACAUCGCCAGAUGGCCAGCAGAUCGUGAAUACAGAGGUAAUCACAUCGUUCACUGCGCCAGCGUCUGCGCCCUCUGGAUUUUGGUACAUUGACAUGGGGGUGCAGUUUACUUGA
This is a messenger RNA of Talaromyces atroroseus, 1449 nucleotides long. RefSeq lists its product as hypothetical. NCBI's taxonomy places the organism in Eukaryota, Fungi, Ascomycota, Eurotiomycetes, Eurotiales, Trichocomaceae. The transcript has 7 exons. Gene Ontology annotation, biological process: carbohydrate metabolic process. Bases 1 to 1449 code for a protein of 482 amino acids. Gene Ontology annotation, cellular component: extracellular region. The record is from RefSeq and is a predicted model, not a curated record. Gene Ontology annotation, molecular function: cellulose binding.